Messenger RNA from Lacerta agilis (Sand lizard), 1557 nucleotides. It is a transcript of the gene SETD3, whose product is annotated as SET domain containing 3, actin histidine methyltransferase. Lineage: Eukaryota; Metazoa; Chordata; Lepidosauria; Squamata; Lacertidae. Gene Ontology annotation, molecular function: histone H3K4 methyltransferase activity; histone H3K36 methyltransferase activity; protein-L-histidine N-tele-methyltransferase activity. Gene Ontology annotation, biological process: actin modification; peptidyl-lysine monomethylation; positive regulation of transcription by RNA polymerase II. The record is from RefSeq and is a predicted model, not a curated record.
GCUUCGCGGCCGCCGCCACCGCCGCCGCCUCCUCCCCCCUUCCCCUCCCCCCCUCCACACCCCGGGCAGCGCCGUCCGGUGAGAGGAUUUUGAGCCCCGUGUUGUCAUCGCUAAAAAAGUUAGAAGAUGGGGAAGAAAAGCAGAGUGAAAACCCAGAAGUCAGGCACUGGAGCCACGGCAGCAGUCUCUCCAAAAGAAAUGUUGAAUUUAAUUAGUGAAUUAUUACAAAAAUGUAGCAGUCCAACUCCAGGUCCUGGAAAGGAGUGGGAAGAGUAUCAACAGAUCCGAGCUCUUGUUGAGAGAAUCCGCAAAAAACAGAAAGGUUUGUCUGUCGUAUUUGAUGGGAAAAGAGAAGAUUAUUUCACUGAACUAAUUACCUGGGCCAGAGAGAAUGGUGCAUCUACAGAGGGCUUUGAAGUGGCUAACUUUGGUGAAGAGGGUUUUGGUUUGAAAGCUACAAGAGAGAUAAAAGCAGAAGAGCUUUUUCUCUGGGUUCCCAGAAAAUUGUUGAUGACUGUUGAAUCAGCGAAAAAUUCAGUUUUGGGAUCCUUGUAUUCUCAAGACCGAAUUCUCCAAGCCAUGGGCAACAUCACGCUAGCAUUCCACCUUCUUUGUGAACGCUGCAAUCCUAGUUCUUUCUGGCUGCCUUACAUCCAAACUCUCCCAAGUGAAUACAAUACUCCUCUUUACUUUGAAGAAGAUGAGGUUCAAUAUCUUCAGUCAACUCAGGCCAUACAUGAUGUUUUCAGCCAAUAUAAAAAUACUGCUCGACAGUAUGCCUAUUUCUACAAAGUUAUUCAGACCCAUCCUAAUGCCAGCAAACUGCCAUUAAAGGAUUCUUUCACUUAUGAUGAUUACAGAUGGGCUGUUUCCUCUGUCAUGACACGACAAAACCAGAUUCCUGCUGAGGAUGGUUCCCGGGUUACCUUAGCACUGAUUCCUUUAUGGGACAUGUGUAAUCACACCAAUGGGCUGAUCACUACAGGCUACAAUUUGGAAGAUGACCGUUGUGAGUGUGUAGCACUUCAAGAUUUUAAGGCUGACGAACAGAUUUACAUUUUUUAUGGCACUCGGUCAAAUGCUGAAUUUGUGAUCCACAGUGUUUUCUUUGAUAAUAAUUCACAUGACAGAGUGAAAAUAAAGCUUGGAGUGAGUAAAAGUGACAGGCUGUAUGCUAUGAAGGCAGAGGUCUUAGCUCGCGCUGGCAUCCCAACUUCUAGUGUAUUUGCCUUGCACUCAACAGAGCCUCCAAUCUCAGCCCAGCUUCUGGCUUUCCUUAGAGUGUUUUGCAUGACGGAAGAUGAGCUGAAGGAACACUUGAUAGGAGAGCAUGCAAUCGACAGAAUCUUCACUCUUGGCAAUUCUGAAUUUCCAGUGAGCUGGGACAAUGAGGUGAAACUUUGGACAUUCCUUGAAGCCAGGGCAUCUCUUCUGUUAAAAACCUACAAAACCACUAUUUUGGAUGAUAAAUCUUUUUUGGAAACGCAUGACCUGACCUGUCACGCGACAAUGGCUAUUAAACUGCGCUAGGUGAGAAAGAAAAUUUGGAGAAAGGGA